UUUGAGCCCGUAAUGUCUGAGUAUAUCAUGGUUCUUCGGUCUCCCAACAACAAACUGUGCUGUGCUUGUGGUUAGUCGAAAGUUAAAAUUUGCUCGUUCCGAUAGCUAGUUCCGAAACAUCAAUAAUUUUAACCAGUUCAUCCAACUUCAACAAAAUCAGUGGUUUGGAUGAGAACUUGACGAUCAUGCAACCGCGCUGAACAUUACGCGAAAAAUUCACGUCCAAAAAUCCUGAGCACCCGAAUGACGUCACCGCAAAGAUGGCCGACCAGCUUUACUUCCACCUCGCCGAUAACGACUGGGAGACGUUUGUCGAGAGGAUGGAUGCAUACUUCGUCGUCAAUGAUACGCCGUCCGAGAAACGCGUUCCAGAGUUACUGACCAAAAUAGACGCCGACGCCUACGAACUGAUCCGGAGACUUGCAACCCCAAGGAAACCGAAGGAUCUCCCCUAUGGCGAACUCGUGAAGCUCGUGUCAAGAAAUGUGCAUGUGCACCCCAACAAACUUUCCAACGUCAGCGAGAGAAUGAAGUUCUCCAGAAUAAAGCAGUAUCCGUAUGAGCCCGUUACGUCGUAUGUUACGCGCCUAAAGAACCGUUCUUUGAACUGCAAGUUUUCCGACCCGGACACAUCGCUGAGGGACCAAUUCGUCGCUGGGAUCUGGGACAAAGACACACAGGGUGUUCUCAUGAAACAGGAGGGGUUGACCUUCCAAGAUGCAGUCGAUCUUGCGCUGACGCAGGAAAAAGUAGCGUCGGAAAUUGAAGGUCAAGGGGAGAGGAAGGGGUAG
Messenger RNA from Bemisia tabaci, 791 nucleotides. The record is from RefSeq and is a predicted model, not a curated record. NCBI's taxonomy places the organism in Eukaryota, Metazoa, Arthropoda, Insecta, Hemiptera, Aleyrodidae.